UAUAUGUCCCUGCAAUGAAAGUUUAAGUAGCUUAGUGGUUGCUUAGGGGAUUGAUGAUAAAACCAGUCACUUAUGAGAAGCUUCCUGGAUGUUACUAGCUGUUGUACUCGUUGCUGGACAUUGAUGUUUCGAGAGCUCGGUCAGCUGGAGGCUUGGUGCCACGGCUGCGUUCUUUACGCGUUGAUUUUCAAGUGGUCUCUCCAAGGACCCUGAGUUGGGAGGUCUUUUGCUUAUCCUUACGCUGCAUUAAUUAUGGUGGAGGUGUUUUCAGGACGAAUACUCUUGAACAAGGAAGGUGACCACGUCGAACCAGAAGAAGCUCUUCGUAAUAAAGUUGUGGGACUGUAUUUUUCUGCCGGGUGGUGUCCACCCUGUCGGGACUUCACACCGCUACUUUGUGAUUUUUACACGGAAUUGGUGGAUGAGAGUGACCCUCCGGCGCAAUUCGAAAUAGUUUUUAUAUCCUCCGACAAGUCAGCAGAGGAUAUGGUUGAGUACUAUCAUGACAUGCAUGGAGACUGGCUCGCCCUGCCUUGGACUGACCAGUACAAACAUGAGCUAAAAAAGAGGUACAAUAUCACUGCUGUUCCCAAACUGGUGAUAGUUAAAGAGAACGGACAGGUGAUCACAGACAAAGGCAGAAAGCAAAUCCGAGACCAAGGACUGACCUGCUUCAGGAGCUGGCUGGAGGUUGCUGAGAUCUUCCAGAACUUUAAAUGUUGACCGCUGUGAAGAGCAUUUCUCCUGUACUGUGCGGCAAAGGGCUCGCGAAACUGUGAAUUUUGUACUUCUCUCUUUGGGAGGAGGGCUGUAGACAUGUUACUGUAACCGUAAGCAUUGAGACACCCCUUUGUGAAGAGGCUGGAAAAGUUUAAAACGUUCCUGAUGUUUUUGUUCAUUGUCUAAUAUGUAUUGCUGCUUUUGUGUAUUUAUUUUGUUCAUUUUCUUAGGAUAAAAGAUUGAUACAUGUUGCUGACUUUUCAGAGUACUGUUGUUUCUCUGUUACUUGGGAAAUUGCAGCUAUUGUUUAUAUAGGUGGUGCCGUCGUGGUGCUUCAGA
This is a messenger RNA of Electrophorus electricus (electric eel), 1059 nucleotides long. RefSeq names its product nucleoredoxin like 2 (gene nxnl2). Gene Ontology annotation, biological process: photoreceptor cell maintenance; visual perception; sensory perception of smell. Lineage: Eukaryota; Metazoa; Chordata; Actinopteri; Gymnotiformes; Gymnotidae. The record is from RefSeq and is a predicted model, not a curated record.